AAUUUAAUAAUUUGAAUUCAAAAACAUGGCGCAUCGUUUACGAUUUCUCAAUUCCAAAAAACUUAUUCUUUCUCGUGAUAUCCAGGAGAAAUUCCGACCAGUGAUUCCACUAUUCGAGGACCAAGCUGGUAAAGAGUUUGAAAUUCCUUUAUAGUGUCGGAGCAAUUUCCUGAAAAGCUGGGAAAAACUGUUCCCGAAUUUAGAUAUUUCGCAUGCUGCAGCUAUUAUAAGUAAAACCCAGUUCAGUAUGCUUGUACCAGAAUUGGAAAAUAAAAUAAACAUAUACGGGGAGAAGCCUUGUGAUGUUGUACUCUAUGGAUUAGAGUCUCAUGUAUGUAUCGAACAAACCGCAAUCGAUUUCUUAAAUGGUAUUAAUGUUUAUAUUGUUGCUGAUUGUUGCACUUCUCGUCUAAAUCAGGACCGUGAUUUGGCACUGGAACGCUUACGUGAAGCUGGUUGUAAUACCACUAGUGAGAGCAUAAUUUUUAAUUUGCUGCGCGAUAAACACCCAAAAUUUAAUGUGAUUCGAAAACUAGUAAAUCCGCCAUCAUUGGAUAUGCAAUUAGCUAGUCUUCAAGUUUCUCUGGCCUAA
Messenger RNA from Bactrocera oleae (olive fruit fly), 592 nucleotides. The record is from RefSeq and is a predicted model, not a curated record. NCBI's taxonomy places the organism in Eukaryota, Metazoa, Arthropoda, Insecta, Diptera, Tephritidae.